CCUCCAGGAAUUUCAUUGUUAACAAUAAAGUUUCAGGUGUUUGGGAUGACAAAAGAUGACUCCAUUCAGGAGAGAAGGUUUGUAGGGAGGUGCCUUACAAACCCUCAUGCAAAUGGAGUGUUAUUUUCACUGAAAACUAGAAGAUCACAAUCAAAAACCCCGCUGAAUGACACAGCAAUCAUCCCACAUUAAAAGUCCCCCAGAACAUUGUCUUCAGCAUUGUGUAACUAAAGGGAAAGUGUUAUGCAAGGGGGGGAAGAGCCAGAAAGUGAAGCGACUAUAAACAAAAGCUGGGAAGGGAAUGCCACCCUGUGUGCAAACAGGUUUGUGGUUGGGAUUUGGUGUGUUUAUUUGAAUAGAGUGCUGCGCAUUACCAACAUGAAGACACUAGUUUCAGGAUUUAGACAAAUUCUGUUGGAAGCUAUGGAGUCUGAUACAGCUUUGUGCAUGGAAAAUUCCAGAGCAGUGGAAGAGAAGAUAAAAGAGGACUCCAUCGCACAGAUUACUUGCUCAGUCCUGGGGUUCCCCACUGCUGAGCCCAACCUCAGGAAUGAUAUCCUCAGUGUGCAGCAUUUUGGUUCUCCACCAUCCUCCAAGCGCUAUCAGUCUGUCUUGUUAAUGAGUACAAAUUCUGAGUAUAACAACAAAACUGGGAAGCAGACGAAAGUGGGAGAACCGGGCUGCUUCAGCAUGGGAAAGUCAUUGCAUAAUGGUGCUGACACCUCAGCUGGGCAGAUAAUUCAUUCAGAACCUGAGGAACAGGUCAAAGGGCAAAUGUUUUCAGCGAUCACAUCUUCAAAUCUGGCAGAAACACAGACACUUUCGGAGUCCAAUGUAACUGAGUCCAAUAAUGCAGAAGAGAUGCAGUUUUUAAAUGGGAAAUCGUACAAGAAGAAUGGUUUUUUGGGUAGAGCUUUGGAAGUCUGCACUGAAACAAUAAAGGGAGAUUUAUUACACCAAAUUCUUCACGGGCCUUCAGAAGGGAUUUUGAGCUGCACCCCAGAGGAGGUGUAUGCUCGCUUACUCCAGUGUGUCACUAAGCAACAAAUGGAAAUCAGUCGUGCCAAAAGAACUCAGAAACGUUUACAAAUGCUUCUAGCAAAGCAUGUUAUCAAACACUGCGAACAGCAGCUGAAAUGCUUUGUGAAACAUCACCUACAGAGGAUGAAGAUUUUCCAUGAGCCAACCAGAUUUUUGAGCAGUAGCUCCCUCAGGUGCACUGAAGGUUGGCCAGAAAACAACACAACUACUUUGGAGAGUAGUUCAAGUUCGGAUCCACAGAAUGGAGUUAACAUUGCACCAGGUGAAAUCCGGGGAUUUGCACUUCACACUGGAGGGCUGCUAUCUCGUGUGGAGAAGGAUCUGGACUCCGAUGCAACAUGUAGCAGCUCAGAUGAAGAUGGUGAGGAACAGACUGUAAGAACAACUGUGGAAGCCAGCUAUACUUCUGAAUGGAAGUGGCUUGCAGACAGAGCUAGAAUUGGCAGCCGCUGGACAUGGCUUCAAGCCCAGAUUACAGAACUAGAAUACAAAAUCCAACAACUAACUGACCUUCACAGGCAGAUACGUGCCACCAAGGGGAUGGUGAUCUUAGAAGAAUUCCCAUUUCCAAAAGACAUUUUGAAGAAGCAAAUACAAUUGACAGACCAAGAAGCUUUAUUAAACGCCACAGGGAAUUCGCAAGCUGCCAUUGAGAGACAGGAUUCUUUGCCGGAGCAUGACUUUGAAAUGUCACCCAGCAGUCCUACCCUGCUCUUACGAAACAUAGAGAAACAGAGUGCACAACUGAGUGAAAUCAUCAGCAGCCUGAUUGCUCCACUCAAUCUGUCUCCAGCUUCUUCAUCUCUUUCAUCCAAGGCCUGUAGGCAUAGACAGCUGGUCAAUGGCAUCUCCUUCAGAGCUUCGGACAACAGAGAGGUAUCCUCUUCUGGCAGCUGGUUGCUUGAUCAUCAGCACAUCAAGAAAAGAAGAAGAGACAGGACAAGGCUAAGACCUCUCACUGUGGCUAGUGGGAGCACGUCUGCCCGGACAAGGCCACUUCAUAGUUUCCAGAAGAGGAAACUGUACAGAAUGCACGGUGCCUGUCACUGGAAUCAGCAGACUUUGCCAUCUAGAGAUGUCUCCUUUCCAUAUAAAACUCAGUUCCCUUAUAGUGAGUACAGCACAGAAUCUAAAAUACUAGAUUACGUGCAAGAGCUGGACUCCUCCUUCCAUCCAGUCUUAUCAUUCCCUGCAGAUAUUCCUCUUCACAUAUACUUUGAAGCAUUAUUAAAGAAGGAUGACAUCAAAGGAGAACCUGUUGAUACCUCAUCUUCAGGAGGGGAAGUUAAAGCAUCUCCAGAAAAUGACCAUAAUCAGCGUAAUGUUUCUAUCAAGCAAUGGAGCGAUGGCUGUUUAUCUACUUCCAAAUCUCAGUCAGUAUCAGGAACAUCUGACCAGCUGUCAGAAGGCAGAAAGAAAAGACAUCUCAGUGAGACAGCAGUAGGAGAACAUAACACUAGGUUUGAGACAUUCUCCUUUCAACAAGCAGAACCUGAAUCCCACAGCAGUUUUGCUGCCGCGACCAAUGUCAAUGUGAUGUCUAAGCCCUCUCCCAGCACUUCAUCACAGCAUAACUCCAGGAGGAGGUUGAGAAGCGAGAGCUCCUAUGAUAUAGACAACAUCGUUAUUCCAAUGUCUCUGGUGGCACCAUCGAAGUUGGAGAAACUACAGUACAAAGAAAUCCUCACACCAAGCUGGAGAGUUGUUGAAUUUCAACCUUUAGAAAGCUCUCCUACAGAUGAAGAAGAGACAGAAGAUCUGUCAGAUGAAGUGUUUGCCUUACGCCACAGCAAGUAUGAAGAACGAGAGAGAGCAAGGUGGUCGAUGUGGGAGCAGAGCCGCUGGCCCAGGAGGAAUAGCAGGUCUUACAGCAGAAGUGCUGACGGGCGACACAGCCAAGAUUCAGCGCAGAAGGACCAGCACAGCAGCUCCUGCACCUCACUGCACUGUGCUGCUGAGCCUGUGCCCAGCUUGACUUCAGAGGCCCCCAGCUCUGUUUGUUCAGGGACUGCACAACUCUGCAGGGAAAACCAGGAAGCAAAGUCUGGACUGUGGGAACUUCGAGUUUUUCCAUUAAAAGAUGAAGAGGUAGAAGCUUUACUGUGCCAAGAUCAAGUAACGAACCAGACUGAAAUGUCAAGUGCAGCUUUGCCCAGCAACUCUCUCUGUACUUCCUGCACACCCAUUGGGCUGACAGACAAUGGCCAUCCACCAAGGAAACAAUCCACUGAAGAGGCAGAAGACUGCGAAAACACUUGCCUGGGAAUCAGCAAUACAAGAAAACAAAGGUGACAGGGAAUAAUGUGGUUCAUUAAGAAAGCCAAUUAAGGUGGAGAAAAGUGUAAGGUAAAAUCUCUCUUGUUCAGCAUAUGACAGCACAAUUCAAAACCUGUGCGUUAGCCGCAUAUAAUAUAUUUUCUUUCUUGCUUUGUAACAGGCAGGAUUAAUCCCAAAGACAACACUUUCUUCUUCCUGAACCCCAAGAGAAAGUAAUUAUUUCAAGCUGGAAGUCUAAUAUUCCCAAUGUCGGGAGUGGGCGCACAUAAAUUGCUGGCACCAUUCACUUUCUGUUCUCAUAUUGCCACAUUGUUAAUAAUCAUCCUUUUCUGUUUUGUUUUCGAAUGCAUUUCUGGCCCUAGUGGAUUGUGGUGCAGCAGGCGAUGCUGUCUACCUUAACCAACAACUUCAACUGAACACAGAAAAACUACUUGAAAAAACAGUAGGGUCAAGUGAGAGCCUCAGAUUAUUUUCCUGUGUGGUGUGACCACAGGGCAGAAAUCUGCCUUUCGUAAGUGCAUAUGUGUAACCUAUGUGUAAGAUAAGGGUAGGCUGAGAACAGGCAGUUUCAAAGCAGGCAUUCUGGAAGUCUUGCAUCUAGCUUAAAACCUGUACUCAGCCCUCAGUAAUGCCAGGACAUGUUUCAUAUAGGUGUCCUCAAGCAAUGAAAUAGGGAUAGACCACUGCAUUUCAAUAGCCGCUGUAUCUGCUACUCACAAAGUAGGGUUUCUGCUUCAGUCAGGUGGGUAUAGAAAAACAGAAGGAAAGAGGAGUCGAAUCAAAUCAGUGACGCAGCUCUCUGAAUACUGUGGUUUGGAUCAUCUUACUUCCUUAGUCCUCCAGUAGCAAAUGAGGCUCAUAAUAUUUUGCUUUAAUAUGUUAAAGUCUUGUUUCAGUUUCUGUACAGUGCCUUGGAAGAGUCUCGUAAGUAUGCCAACAUUUGGUAACUAGCUGAAAAGGAAAAGAUGAUUGAUGUCUUGUGUCCUGCGUUCAGAGUUACUGGCUGGGCUUAAACCACGACAUCUAGGAUAGAAGACCAAUAAAGAAAAAGACCCCAAAGCUUCCCAUUGUGAUUCCCAGCCAGUUCACAGUGAGGAAACAAAAGCCAAGUUGUUUAAACUUGCAUCUAAAAAGCAUAGCUUGCGAUGUAUCCACAGUCUCAAGAGGUAUUAACAAAGAUUAAACAUUGAAUGUAGGUAUAAUCCAUCAACAGGAAGUUUUUCUGUGUAGGACAGUUGAAGGCAAUUUAAUAGGAGUCUCUGCAGCUGUGCAAAAUUCCUUCCAUGUGUAACAUCUGGAGUGGCACUGGACAGAUGACCCAGUUGUAGUGUCAGUUUCUAUUUUUUGGUCAAAAUGACAGGAAAUAUACACUGGGCAUCUGAAAACAGUUAAGUUUCAACACUACAGCCUAUUGCUACAUUGUAGUUUAUUGCACAUUCUGAUUAUUUUUUUAAACACUUUUUUAACACUGGUUUGUCUUAAACUUGAAUCUUGCCUCAAUGUCUGAUACAAUAAUCUUUGAUGCAAGGUUGGUUUUUUAAUUAAAAGUUAUUUCUAUAUAUGUUG
This is a messenger RNA of Neopsephotus bourkii (Bourke's parrot), 4884 nucleotides long. It is a transcript of the gene KANSL1L, whose product is annotated as KAT8 regulatory NSL complex subunit 1 like. Gene Ontology annotation, molecular function: histone acetyltransferase binding. Gene Ontology annotation, cellular component: NSL complex. Lineage: Eukaryota; Metazoa; Chordata; Aves; Psittaciformes; Psittacidae. Bases 244 to 3333 code for a protein of 1029 amino acids. The record is from RefSeq and is a predicted model, not a curated record. The transcript has 15 exons.